This is a messenger RNA of Perkinsus marinus ATCC 50983, 576 nucleotides long. RefSeq lists its product as hypothetical. The transcript has 5 exons. The coding region runs from base 1 to 576 and encodes 191 amino acids. NCBI's taxonomy places the organism in Eukaryota, Perkinsozoa, Perkinsida, Perkinsidae. The record is from RefSeq and is a predicted model, not a curated record.
AUGCCUCCGAGGAAAGCCGACACCACUACCAGUGGAGGGAUGAAAAUGAAUGGAGAUACUCAGUUCCAAAUCUUCUACAUGAACCGCCUUCCCUCUCUUUCGACCAUCAUCGCCAGUAAGUUUGAGUCACCAGGAAUAUCUAAACGGGAUUUGGCAAGCAUACCAGUUCUUGAAUGGAAGAUCAUGACUGGUGCAGGAUCUCCAUUCCUCAACUAUAUUGAGGAGCGUCUUCCCCAAAUCGCGGACUCCUCGCCGAGUCACCAUAUCACAGACUGUACUUGCAUGUGCAUUGGUGAAUGGAUACUGCAGAAUGGUGGUGCUGGCUCGGCUUAUCCGGGUGCAUCCCAAGGUUCUCGUGAAGAUCUCUCCUCUGUCGAAGAUGAGAGCUCCCUCUCAUCCGUGUUAGAUGACUCCGCCGGUGGUGAAGCUGAAGACUCCUUAGAUGCGAGUCAACUGAGCCAUAAAAGGUCGAGUCGCGACCCUUGGAGUGUAGACGAGAUCAAUCAGCUCCGACGCGCUGUCACGCAGUUUGGUACAGAUUUCAAGAAAAUCUCCGCUUCCAGCGACUUUAAGUGA